Trichomonas vaginalis G3 is the source of this 636-nucleotide messenger RNA. RefSeq lists its product as uncharacterized. The record is from RefSeq and is a predicted model, not a curated record. Bases 1 to 636 code for a protein of 211 amino acids. The transcript has a single exon. NCBI's taxonomy places the organism in Eukaryota, Parabasalia, Trichomonadida, Trichomonadidae.
AUGACAAACUUAGAAAACAUCUGUGGCAAGUUUAACUCCUCAAUAGAGAAUAUGAAACUUAUAGUUUGCAAUGAACUUCAAAGUAUAGAUACAACAAAAGUUUUGAACUCAGAUGCUUUGAAGAGUCUUAUAACAGACAAAGUUGGAGUUGUUGAAAGAAAGUAUAAAGACCAAAGAGUUUGUGAAAAUGUUGCAAACUUCAUUAUGGUUUCAAACAAUGCUGUUCCGAUGAAGUUAGAAAGUUCUGACAGAAGAUAUGUAGUUGUCAGAACGUCAGAUACUCAUAUGCAAGAUACAGAAUAUUUUGACGACUUAGCAGAAACGUUGACAUCUGACUUUUACAACCACUUGUUCUCAUAUUUCAUGACAUUAGAUAUUUCUAAGUUCAAUCCAAGACAAAUUCCACAUACAGAAGAGAGACAAACAUUGUUAGAAGCAAACAAGAGUGUAUAUGAACUGUUCAUAGAUGAAACUGACUUUGUGUCAUUAGAUGAAAGGUCAUUGUACGAUUCGUAUAAACAAUAUUGUCAAGAAUAUGGUUAUAUGGCAGCUUCUAAACGAACAUUCUUGGCAAAUGUCAAAAGUCUUUUAGAUGUUCAGAAUGGUGUAUAUACAAAGAAAAUUUUUUCUGAGUAA